CCUAACCAAAACACGGCGCUGCGCGCUGCGGUUGGUUACAGGGAGCCGCGCGCCGAUUGGCCGCCCGCUCCUCGUUUGUCACGCUGUCAAUCCGCAUCACAUGGUCCGGCCACUAGGCCUAUUAACAGAUGAGCUUGGCGAACAAGUUUACAGACUUCUGUUCCAGAGCCGUGGGGGACGGAGCAGCUUUGAGCGGAGAGAAACCAGAAGCACCUGCAGACACAUUCGCCUCUUUGGGCAGAACUUUUUUCCCCCCCCCAUCAUCUUAUGAGAUUGGCCAGCGCCUCUACCUCUUUGACUUUUGGCGCUGUUCUGUGAACUUUUUUUUUCUUUCUUUUUCUUUUUUUUCCCUUCUUUUCUUCAUGUGCCUGUGAGCGAACACUAAAAGCCGCCUGAAUGUAUAACAUGAUGGAAACCGAGCUCAAAACCCCGCUCCCGCAGUCCAACUCGGGCUCGGCGCCGGGCGCGAAGAACAACAGUGCCAGCGACCAGGAGCGGGUGAAGCGGCCGAUGAACGCCUUCAUGGUCUGGUCCCGGGGACAGCGGAGGAAGAUGGCUCAAGAGAAUCCCAAAAUGCACAACUCCGAGAUCAGCAAGCGGCUCGGCGCCGACUGGAAACUUCUGACCGACGCUGAAAAGAGGCCGUUCAUCGACGAGGCCAAGCGUCUGCGCGCUAUGCACAUGAAGGAGCAUCCGGAUUAUAAAUACCGUCCCCGCAGGAAGACCAAGACCUUGCUCAAGAAAGACAAGUAUUCUUUGCCCGGGGGACUGUUGCCGCCGGGGGCCAAUGCCGUCAACAACUCGGUGUCGGUGGGGCAGCGGAUGGACGGUUAUGCGCACAUGAACGGGUGGACGAACAGUGCGUACUCCCUCAUGCAGGACCAGUUGGCUUACCCUCAGCAUCACAGCAUGAACAGCCCUCAGAUCCAGCAGAUGCACCGGUACGAGAUGGCGGGGCUCCAGUACCCGAUGAUGUCCUCGGCGCAGACCUACAUGAACGCGGCUUCCACGUACAGCAUGUCCCCAGCGUACACGCAGCAGACCACCAACGCCAUGGGGCUGAGCUCCAUGGCGUCCGUGUGCAAGACCGAGCCGAGCUCGCCGCCGCCGGCCAUCACGUCCCACUCUCAGCGGGCGUGUUUGGGGGACCUGAGGGAUAUGAUAAGCAUGUACCUGCCUCCCGGCGGGGACAGCGCGGAGCAUUCCUCCCUGCAGAGCAGCCGGUUACACAGCGUCCACCCGCACUAUCAGACCGCAGGGACUGGCGUCAAUGGGACGCUACCUCUCACCCACAUCUGAGAGCAGCAGAAAAGAAAAGACUUCAAACUUAAAAAAGAAAAAAAAAAGAAAAAAAAAAGUACUUCGGAUACUUGAACUUUUUUGGUUGCUAAAGAAACAACUUUCUCUCAACACCUUUUGAGUUGUCCGUUUUCAAUGCAUUUGAAAUGGAUCGAAACUGAACGUUGAGCCCAUCAGAGUAACUCGCAUUGCAAAGAGGCUUUUUAUCACAAGUAUAAGCAAUCAACAUAUGUAGAAGAAUUGGACUUCUAUAUUUUAAAUAAUGCCAUAUUUUCUCUCUAUGAAAAGGCAUGUGGCCUCAUUAAGAGGCUGGUGUAUUUCAGAAAAGCUGGAUGGAAAGUUGGUACAUAAAUGUUUACACUUAAUUUGUAGAAUGUCAGUUGUCUCGACUGUGUCCAAAUUUUUGUAGUCUCCCCCCCCCCCCUCAUGACCUAGGUUUAAAAUGAAAUGUUAAGACUGUGCGGGUCGCAAACGCAGGUUUUAUUUAUAGUAACAUUUUUUUUCUUUCUUUUUAGCUUGUGAACCCGAUGUCUUGUCCCGUGAAAAAUGUUCAAAUUUGUUUUUGUAAAAUGUUCUGUUCUGUGAUGGUUUUGACAGUGUCAUGUUUACUCAUUAUCCUGAACGAAAAGGUUUAUUUAAACUGACGUUUCUACAUAUUUGAAGACCAUCCUCUAUUCUUAAAUGCUGAAUA
This is a messenger RNA of Xiphias gladius (swordfish), 1990 nucleotides long. It is a transcript of the gene sox3, whose product is annotated as SRY-box transcription factor 3. Gene Ontology annotation, biological process: regulation of DNA-templated transcription; anatomical structure morphogenesis; cell differentiation. Lineage: Eukaryota; Metazoa; Chordata; Actinopteri; Istiophoriformes; Xiphiidae. The transcript has a single exon. The coding region runs from base 397 to 1299 and encodes 300 amino acids. Gene Ontology annotation, molecular function: RNA polymerase II cis-regulatory region sequence-specific DNA binding; DNA-binding transcription factor activity, RNA polymerase II-specific. The record is from RefSeq and is a predicted model, not a curated record.